Messenger RNA from Pangasianodon hypophthalmus (striped catfish), 2622 nucleotides. Its product is annotated as basic immunoglobulin-like variable motif-containing protein. NCBI's taxonomy places the organism in Eukaryota, Metazoa, Chordata, Actinopteri, Siluriformes, Pangasiidae. The transcript is spliced from 11 exons. Gene Ontology annotation, molecular function: DNA endonuclease activity; single-stranded DNA binding. Gene Ontology annotation, biological process: nucleotide-excision repair. Gene Ontology annotation, cellular component: nucleus. The coding region runs from base 416 to 1930 and encodes 504 amino acids. The record is from RefSeq and is a predicted model, not a curated record.
ACCUGUUAAAGCAAACCGCGCAGAGGAGGAGGGGGGAAUUGCUUCAUGCUCACCUUUCUCAGCCUUUUAGCAGACUCAUCAUAUUGAAUAAUUACUGGUUUUGCUGUACUUAUAAACUCGUAACUUAUCAAAUUUUAAGUCAGAAUUGCUCGUCCUCGGCAUCGCAUAUUUGUCAUAUUUUUUAAUGUAUUUGAACAACCCUCCGUUAUUUUCCGUGUGGUAUAAACCAGCGGAGCCCCUUUAACAGAAGGCCAGUGUAUUGAGAAGUCGUGUUGUUUUUUUAAUCGUUUGCUCAUGCGGUGUUUAUAAGUUGAAGUCUCCUGGCUGAACAUCAGGUCGUCCCCUUAUAGGGGCCAAGGAGUCACAUCAGUCCAAAACCAACCAACAGGCAAUCUUCUUGUCAUCCAAGUGUUCAAUGCCUAACACUGCAGAAAGUGAAGGCGGUAACAUAUCUGGUGCCAAGGAUCCGGCACCCCCAUCACGGUUGCCGGGCCAAGAUGAUGAGCGCGGCUUCCUGAACUCAUUCAGCCGUGAUACGCUGCGCGCCAGACGGGCCUCCAGCGCUGAGCUGCAGCUCCCGUGGACAUGCCCGGUCACACAUUCCCGGGAGAAAUUCUACACAGUGUGCUCUGAUUAUGCACUGCUCAACCAAGCCCGUCCAAUCCUCACCCCCAGAGAUGUUCCCCAGUCCAGCCAUGACAGCAGCACACCACUGAGUCAAUCAAACACCAUCACUAUCUCCCAGGGUCAGGCUGGAGGAAUCCAUACACCUUCAGGUGAUGCCUGUGAUAUAGAAGAGACAUUCUCCAGCAACUCCAAGCCCAUUUUAGCCUGGGAGAUCGACACCACUGACUUUGAUGCCGUUUUAACCCGAAAAGCCAGGACAGGUAAUAUAAAGAAAUUUGGCUUGAAGAAAAUGAAGUCAUCUGACCGAUCGAGCAGAAAUGUGCUAGAUCUUCCACCACAAGCGUCUCUGGAAGAAAUCAAACAGAGGAAAGUCCUGGACUUGCGCAGAUGGUACUGCAUCAGCCGCCCUCAGUAUAAAACUUCAUGUGGCAUUUCCUCACUCGUCUCUUGCUGGAACUUUCUGUACAGUACCCUUGGAGCUGGAAGCCUUCCACCCAUUUCCCAGGAGGAGGCCUUGCAUAUUCUCGGUUUCCAGCCUCCAUUUGAAGAUAUCAAGUUUGGACCUUUUACUGGGAAUGCCACUUUAAUGAGAUGGUUCAGACAGAUCAAUGACCAUUUCCGUGUUCGAGGAUGCUCUUAUAUUCUAUAUAAACCCCAUGGGAAGCACAAGACAGCAGGAGAGACGGCUGAAGGAGCUUUGCUUAAGCUGACCCAGGGAUUGAGAGAUGAAUCUAUGGCCUAUAUUUACCACUGUCAGAACCACUACUUCUGCCCUGUGGGCUUCGAAGCUACACCAUUAAAAGCAGCCAAAGCUUACAGGGGACCACUUGCUCUCAAUGAAAUGGAGCAUUGGAUUCUUAUUGGGGAGCCAAGCAGGAAACAUCCUGCCAUCCACUGUAAAAAGUGGGCAGAUAUUGUGACUGACCUGAACACACAGAACCCAGAAUACUUGGACAUUCGCCAUACAGAAAGAGGCAUUCAGUUUCGGAAAACCAAAAAGGUGGGAGGCAACCUACACUGUCUCAUGGCCUUCCAAAGGGUGAACUGGCAGAAAAUCGGACCUUGGGCACUAAACCUGGAGAAUCUGAGGCAUGAUAACCACCAACAGGGAGCAGAUCACAGGAGCCAGACUUCAGCAGGGGAGGCUGUAGACGAUGGUGAGACCAAACACGGGCACCUGGGCCGCUCUCACUGCACGGGGAAUCAGAAAUCAGAGCAAGCGUGGAAACGGAUCUCCAAUACUGCAGAGUACAGCCACAGAGGCUGCCCCGACAGCGAUCUGGAUGAGGACAUCGCUGACUGAAAAUGAAGUGGUUACUUCUCCAUUGGGAUUUCUACACACUUGUUCAAGCCUUUGAGGUAGAUUGAAGGAAUUAUUUCUUCCUUCUGAUCAAUGCAGAGACUUCUCUAGAAACCGGAUUGGUAAAAACAGGCAGGUCAAACAAAAACGUGCAGCUGUCUAUAAACCCAAAUGUAAGAUGAGUAUUUUAUGUGCGUGAUGCAUUCCAUUAGUGUCAUUACAGUCAUGUGCUUCAAAGAAGGACUUGUUCAUAAACACCUGAAGCACAGAAUGGGCUAACGUAGUGAGUAAAUUACAUUAUGCGUAUAAUGUAUGUUAUGAUUAACGUUUAAAGUGCAUUAACAUCAGUAGAAGCCAUGAGAAAAUAGAACGACCACACUGAAAGUGAAACAGGAGAACGGUUUGAUCAGGACAGAGAGCUCUCUCCUCAUUUAAAGCGGUAUAAUCACAUGGGAGAUAACUGUGAAAUGAAAAAUCAGUGACACUUCUGUUAUUGUGUAUGGUGACUGAAUAUCAGUUCUUUGUGAAAAGCUGUACGAGAGCAUGGUGGCUUUCAAGUUAUGUGAACUGUGGUGUCCGUUGUUAUUUUGCCUCCGAAGUAUCUCGAGUAUGUAAUAUGACGAGCGUCUACACUUACUUGAAGUCUCACAUACACUUAAAAACAGUGUGAACUGGAAAUAGGUGGUCACUUUUAU